Brachypodium distachyon (stiff brome) is the source of this 2303-nucleotide messenger RNA. RefSeq names its product GTPase LSG1-1. The transcript has 7 exons. Bases 184 to 1986 code for a protein of 600 amino acids. The record is from RefSeq and is a predicted model, not a curated record. Gene Ontology annotation, molecular function: GTPase activity; GTP binding. Gene Ontology annotation, cellular component: cytosol. Lineage: Eukaryota; Viridiplantae; Streptophyta; Magnoliopsida; Poales; Poaceae.
CGGACGCCUUUCCUUUCCCCGGCCUCUCGCCGGCUCGUCUUCUUCUUCGAGCCCCGCUCGCCUCCUCCACUCCACGUAGCUAAAACCCUAGCGACCUAACAUUCUCGAGCCUCUCCGCGUCGGCCGAUCUCUUCGCGCCCCCGAGGCGUCUCGGUCCAGGGUUUCGUGGUGCUCGGCGUGGCGAUGGCGGGCCGCGGCGGGAGGAAAGGCGGGAAGGGGGAGGAGCUGGGGCGCGCGCUGAUCCGGCAGCACAACAGGGCGGCGGCGGCCGCCAAGGAGCGCGGAGAGGAGGUCGCCUCGUCCCGCCGCCGCGCGCCGCCGCUCGAGUCCGUCAUCGACGUCAGCGAGAUCGACGCCGUCCUCCAGCGCGCCGCCGAGGAGGACCGCCUCCAUUCGGCCCUCGCCGACGCCGCCUCCCUCUCCUCCUCCUCCGACCUCGUCAUCGACCUGGACGCGACGGGGGAGACGGCCGAGGAGAGGCGGAGGCUCCGCAAGGAGCAGGAGGCGCUGCACGCCAACAGCCUGGGGGUCCCGAGGCGUCCACCGUGGACUAGCCGGAUGACUGUGGAGGAGCUCGAUGCAAACGAGAGGCAGGCGUUCCUCGUGUGGCGGAGGAAUCUUGCAAGAUUGGAAGAGAAUGACAAGCUUGUCCUCACACCCUUUGAGAAGAACAUUGACAUCUGGAGACAGCUCUGGAGGGUAGUAGAACGCAGUGAUUUGCUGGUCAUGGUAGUUGAUGCUCGAGAUCCCUUAUUCUACCGUUGCCCUGAUCUUGAGGCAUAUGCAAAGGAAUUUGAUGAACACAAGAGAACAAUGCUCCUUGUCAACAAGGCUGAUCUGUUACCUUUAAAUAUCAGAAAGAGAUGGGCGGACUAUUUCAAGGAGCACAAUAUUCUCCAUGUUUUCUGGUCCGCUAAAGCUGCUACUGCCACAUUAGAAGGAAAAAUGUUGAGUGGAUACUCUGAAGAAGAUUCUGUUUCACUUGAUGUGGAUACCAAGAUAUAUGGCAGGGAUGAACUAUUGAUAAGGUUGCAAGCUGAAGCCAAAUCUAUUGUAGCAGAAAGGGGGACCUCAACUAUUAAAUGGGAUCAUGGAGCCAGUUCUUCUGAUUCUAUUUCAUCGGCAGCUAAGCAUGUGGUUGUUGGAUUUGUUGGUUAUCCAAAUGUUGGAAAAAGUUCCACGAUAAAUGCUUUGGUUGGCCAGAAGAAAACUGGUGUUACUCACACACCUGGUAAGACGAAGCAUUUCCAGACACUAAUUAUCUCAGAAGAGCUCACACUGUGUGAUUGUCCUGGUCUGGUCUUCCCUUCAUUCUCAAGUUCAAGGCAUGAGAUGGUGUCAUGUGGUGUCUUGCCGAUUGAUAGGAUGACAAAGCACCGGGAAGCUAUUCAAGUGGUGGCAGAUCGUGUCCCAAGAGAUGUUCUUGAACAGAUUUACAGAAUCACCUUGCCAAAGCCGAAGCCGUACGAAUCACAAUCUCGGCCACCAACUGCAGCUGAGCUGUUGCGUGCCUACUGUGCAUCACGGGGGCAUGUCAGCCAUGGUGGGCUGCCUGACGAGACCAGGGCUGCUAGACAGAUACUGAAAGAUUAUAUCGAUGGUAAAAUCCCACACUAUGAACUCCCUCCUGGUGUCACAAGCCACGAAACAGAACAAAGAGGAACUGCCGCAGCAGAAGGUCUGACUACUUCACCAGCUGAUGAGUCAGAUGGUUACGAUUCUGAUGAACAGGAUGAUCCAGAAGAUCCAGACAUGAGACGUGUCUUGAGUGACCUUGAAUCUUUUGAUUUGGCCACCGAAGGACCUAAAGCUGCUGGAAAGAACACGAAGGAAGAGGCCUCCCACAAGCAGCACAGGAAACCCCAGCGGAAGAAGGAUCGGUCCUGGAGGGUCGGCAAUGACGGCGACGACGGAACCACAGUGGUAAGGGCACUCCAGAAACCCGUCGUAAAUGUUCCUGCCGGCACUGCAAGCACAAAGGUUUAGUGCAGCAUACCUACCGUCCUACUGUCUACGCAGCUACACGAGACACAGUUGAGCAUGGGAAUAUGGGAUCCCUACUACCGGGAAACACUAGUGACACAUGCUGUGUGUUACAUAUUUUAGCUGCUUUGCUUUGGCCGUGUGCUGCUUGCUGAAUCUGCUCUGGUAGAUGAGAGACGAGAGGUGCAGAUUGCAUGGCAGUGUAAAACCGGCAGAAAUUAGUUGUCUCAAACUGUUGUUACCCUUGCAUAUACGUGUGCAUCCUGUAAUGUUUUGACAUGAAUCUCUAUAAAUGUGAAGAUCAUUUUCCAGUAUGCCUA